Molecule: messenger RNA, 2250 nt
Organism: Sphaerodactylus townsendi
Lineage: Eukaryota; Metazoa; Chordata; Lepidosauria; Squamata; Sphaerodactylidae
Gene: NOL6
Product: nucleolar protein 6
Exons: 15
Coding region: 39-2021 (660 amino acids)
Biological process (GO): rRNA processing; tRNA export from nucleus
Cellular component (GO): small-subunit processome; UTP-C complex; CURI complex
Source: RefSeq, a predicted model, not a curated record
UCAAGCAGGUCUCAAAGCUGCAGGCCGCCUGCAAGAAGAUGCAGCUUCUCAAUGAACUUUUGGACCAUGGUGGGAACUACAUCGCGGCGACUCUGCCUUUCCUGCUCCGCUUGUUGGAACGAGGCCUGGCCCGGAGGAUCCUGCUGCUGACCCACUCUCUCCCCCAGGUCCCUCCGUGGCCAAUCGACGCUGACCCCCCGAAGCACAAAGACAGUGGAUCCCUCUCGUUUGGGCUUUUGCUGAGUCCUGACUUUGCCACCAGCGUCUUGGAGAAGGGGCCAGAAGCGGAUCGUCCUGAGGCGGUGGAGUUCCGGACGUUCUGGGGUCAGCGCUCAGAGCUGAGGCGUUUCCAAGAUGGGUCCAUCUGCGAGGCCGUCUUGUGGAACGCAGCUAACCAAAGCGAGAAGCGCUUCGUCCCAGCGCAGGUCAUUCGGCACCUCUUGCAGUUACACAUGGACAUUCCAGAAUCUGCCAUCUGCUACACAGGCACCCUCCUGGAGUCUGUGAUCAAAUUGGGGCGCGAGCCCGCAGGCACCGGUGAAGAGGCCAUGAUGGAUGUUGUCCGCUCCUAUGAUGAUCUGAGCCGCAAACUGUGGAACCUGGAGGGGCUGCCGCUGACGGUGACAGCCGUGCAGGGAACUCACCCGGCGCUCCGGUACACAGAUGUCUUCCCUCCAGUCCCCAUGAAACCAGAUUACGCCUACUAUGCCUGGAACAAGGAUCGAGAGUCUCUGGUGCCGUUGGCUGCGAAGCCCUGCCCUGCUUAUAUAUCUCCAAUGCGAGUCAUAUGUCACAUGGAGGGGAGUGGUCAGUGGCCACAGGACAAAGAAGCCAUCCGACGGAUCAAGGCGGCCUUCCAGCUACAGUUAGCAGAGCUUUUGCAUCAGCAACACCAGCUGCUUUGCCGGCCUGGCCCCACUUACACGGAUGUCUAUAAGGACGGCUACGUUUUCCGCCUUCAAGUGGCUUACCACCGAGAACCGCAAAUCUUGAAGGAAGUGGUUACCCCGGAGGGCAUGCUGAAAUACCAGGACACGGAGGAGUCCCUGCGGCUAGAACUGGAGACCCUUCACUUGCCGUUCCUGACCAGCUCUCUCCACGGCCUGCAGCAGCAGCAGCCGGCUUUUGGGUCCACCUGUCGCCUUGCCAAGCGCUGGGUCAGCGCUCAGCUGCUGAGCGACAGCCUUUCGGAGGAGUGCAUGGACUUGCUGGUGGCCUCCCUCUUCCUCUGCCCUGCACCUUACGCUGCACCCAGCUCUCCUCAGGUGGGCUUCCUUCGCUUCCUUCACCUGCUCACCUCCUUUGACUGGAAAAACACCCCCCUCAUUGUCAACCUGAAUGCUGAACUCAAAGAUGAAGAUUACGUGGAGAUCAAGAACAACUUUGUGGCUGCCCGGCCUCACCUCCCAGUCAUGUUUAUUGCUUCCCCGCGGGACCGUCAGAACUCUGUGUGGACUAAGGAGAGACCUUCCGCGCAGAUGCUGCUUCGUCUGCUCGUUCUGGCUCAAGAGUCUCUUCGGACUUUGGAGGAGCAGCUGAUGGACCCUUCGGGGAACCAGGACGUGAAGGUGGCCUUCCGUCCUCCUCUGGAUUUUUACGACGUCCUCAUCUACCUGAAUCCCAAGCAGAUCCCCAGACAUUUGCAAGCAGUGGACCGGCCGGCCAAAUCUUUCAGCAGAGGGAUAUUGUCGAGUGACGCCGCGGUGAAAACCCGGGCUUUCCCAGUGGUGGAUUAUGACCCAGCCCAACUCUAUCUCCAGGAGUUGCGGGAGGCCUUUGGAGACCUUGCGUUGUUCUUCUAUGACAAGCACGGAGGAGAGGUGAUUGGAGUCCUCUGGAAGCCUUCCAGCUUUGCGCCACAGCCCUUCAAGGCAUCCACCAUGAGAGGAAGAAUGAUGCUGAUGUCUAGCUCAGAAUCGCUGAUGGUUCCCAAUGUGACAGCUAUUUUAGAAGACUUUGAGGUCUUGGGAGAAGGGCUUGUCAAAGCGGUGGAGGCCCGGACAGAGAAAUGGUCCAUUUAGAACCUUCUGGAACUCCACGACAUGUCAAGGCCUCUGCUCCGGGAGCCCAGGGCGUGUCCUGACUCAUAACAUUUCACUUCAGGAUUCUCUUACAAGGAAAGAAUUUUUAUUACACAGCAAGAUCUCAUAAUCCUGUUUGUCAUGUACGUUCAACCCUGACUUUUGUGAUAAAAAGGACUGUGUUUUUUGUAGAGAAAAUCUAUUAAAACGUUUGACUCUCGAGGCCAAA